This is a messenger RNA of Cuscuta campestris, 714 nucleotides long. The record is from the annotation of a GenBank genome assembly. Lineage: Eukaryota; Viridiplantae; Streptophyta; Magnoliopsida; Solanales; Convolvulaceae.
GGCAAGCGGGCAGCGGUUCGUAUGGGUGGUCAAGUGCCCAAAUGACGCGGCUUCCAACGCUGCCUAUUUUAGCGUCCAGAGUUUGACCAACCCUUUUGACUUUCUGCCAAAAGGGUUCGGGGAACGAACCAAGGAGUUGGGCUUGGUCGUGCCCGAUUGGGCUCCUCAAUCUCAAAUCUUGAGUCACGAUGCCGUAGGUGGGUUUCUGACCCACUGUGGGUGGAACUCGAUCCUCGAAGGCGUGGUCCGAGGGGUUCCUUUGAUCGCUUGGCCUAUGUACGCCGAGCAGAGAAUGAACGCGGUGAUGUUGAUAGAAGAUCUUAAAGUCGCGUUGAGGCCAAAAAUCAGAGAAGACGGGGUGGUAGGUAGAGAUGAAAUUGGUGACACGAUAAAGGCAUUGAUACAAGGGGACGAGGCGAAAGAAGUGCGUAAACGGAUGAGAGAGCUGAAAGAAGCAGCUCAUCGGGUAUUCGGGCCAGAUGGUUCUUCUGCCAACGCACUCGCCCGCCUCGCCUCCAAACUCAAAGCCUAUUCCGUUUAAUCAAAUCACAUUUAUUGGUUUUUUGUUCCUAUUUUGUUUGUAAAAAGGUUAAACUUGCCAAAUGUGAGGUGUACCUACUCUACCUUUUAAUGUGGUGUGUGACAUAGGUCUUGUUUGGGAAUAUUAGUUUUUUAUCACGUUAGCGUUUUGAAUAAAAAAUUUAAUGGUGUUGA